UCCCAUUGAUCCCAUUGAUCCCAUUAAUCCCAUCCCAUUAAUCCCAUCCCAUCGAUGCCAUUAACCCCAUCCCUCCCUGUGGGAUGUAGGUCCAGGGGGGUCCCAUGCCCCCCCAAACCCCCCUCCAGGCUGUCCUGUGUCCUCUGGGGCACUUCAGGACACGGGGUUGGUGCUCCAGGUUCUGUUUGGGGGGGCCAAACUCUGCUCCUGGCCUUGGCAGGGGAUUGCAAUCUCAGAAAUAAAAAAUCCUGGGAAGUCUCUGAGCUGCUCCCACUGCUCCCAGUGCCAGGGGUUCACAUUCCCAACAGGCAGCAGAGCCAGGGACACCCCAACACUGCCAGAAACACUGGAGGUGUGAUUUAGGAUCGGGAUUUUGCCCCCAAAAGUGGGGAGGAAAUCAGGGAUUAAGGAAUUCCACCUAGGCCACAUGGCCCAGGGCUGGGUUCCUGCAUUUUAUUUGGGAAAAACACGGCAAAACCAGGGAAAAUUGCACCUUUUUAAUGGUGUACAAAGGAUUUUUGGUACAUGGGCAUCACUGGCAGGAAACCUUUGGCCAGCUGGUUUGGAGUUUUCCCUGUUUUCCAGCAGUUUUGGGGCCCCUCUGCAGGGCAUUUCCUCUCUGAUGGAGUUAUAUACUACUAUUAUUAUUAUUAUUAUUAUUAUUAUUAUUAUUAUUAUCCCCUGGAUUUUGGGGGGUCAUGGUUCUGGCACCCCAUGGCCACACACCUGGCUGAACAAUUCUGCUUAAUUAUUUCCCCCCACCCCUAAACUCCCCUUUUUUCUGGGCUUUUCCCUGGGUUUGGAAGAUUAUGGACAGUAAAUGAGUUUUCCCAAAUUUUCCUUUGAAAUUUGGCUGCCCCCAGUCUGGGGCUUUCCAGAUGUGGAUCCUGUUGGAGGUGGAUGGAUUUGGGGUAUUUUGGGGGCAACAUCUCAUCCCCUGCCCCAGCUUGUCCAUCUGUAAAUGCCAUAAAACCUUAAAAGACAUCAAAUUUAGAGGGAAGGAAGAAUUUUGGGAGAAUUAUUCCCUCCAGGAAUGAAUCCAGGAUAACAGCAGUGAGGAGUUUGUGAGUCCAAAGUCUCCCCUGCUCAGGUUUAACUCAUCCUUGGGGUUUCUCACCUGGGCAAACUCCGUUUUCCACCUUAUUUUGGAUCCAUCUCUGCCUCAUCAACUCUUAAUUAAUGUGGAAAUUAAAUCCACAUGGAGACUGGGAGCAUCCAAAAUAUCCUUCUCUCACCUUUUUUCCCCCUCUUUCUUUAUUUUUUAAUAUUUUUAUUAUUAUUUUAUGCAUUUUCUUGCCUUCCCUCCAUCUGUUGCUCGGUGGCUGCUCCUCCCUGCCUGCCCUCGCCACCAUCUGGAUAAAUCAUUUGUCGCAUUAAAUGCCAAAAAAUACCCCCAAAAGUGUGAAAAACGGGAUCUGUGACAGGGAAAGGAUCCCGCUCCCAGAUCCAGAGCUGGAUGCCCACCUGCAUCCAGCCUGGAAUUACAAUUAAUUUUGUCUCAUUAAUUAGUCUCUCUCUCCCUUCCUUCCCUCCUGGGUUAUGUGUGUCUCCUCCCACCCGCAGCAAGGAGAGAAAUCCAAGGAUUUUGGGGAUCUUGUGCCCUGCUCAGCCUUUUGCUGCUCCAUAAAUCCAGUUUGGUUUGGACUGGGAUGGAUUACAGAAAGGUUCUGUGUUCCUUGUGUCCCCAGAGUCCCAGAAAACCCCACACAUCCCUGAACUUCCCUAUUUCUCCUGACUGAGUUGCCUUUUCCCAAAAUCCCUCCAUCCUUUGGGAGCAGCAGUGGAGGAAGGGGGGGUCCUGGGGCUCCUUGUGUUUUUGGGGAGCGUUGGAGCAGCCAAAGCUCAGCACCAGAACAGCUCCGGGUUUUGUGUCCCUCCAGGCCAAACCCAAGGACCCCAAAACUCGGAGGAGCCCAAGGAGCCAGAGCCCAGACACCCCAAAACCUGCAGAGCCAGAGCCUGGACACCCUGAGACCCCGAGAGCCAGAGCACAGAAUUCCAGAGAGCUGCAGCCAGGACACCAGAGACCCUGGAACCUGGGAGCCCCGAAAUCCAGAGACCCCAGAAUCCGGGGGCAGGACACACAUCCAGCCCUGUGUCCAGCCAGGAGGGUCCCUCACCCCAGAGCAAACAGUGGCAUGUGGCAGGUGUGACCGUGCCCAGCUCACCAUGGAGCCGUGCCCGGCGCAGCCCCAGGAGGCUCUGCUGACGGUCAAUGAGCAGGUUAUUGUCAUGUCCGGCCAUGAGACCAUCCGGGUGCUGGAGGUGGGGGUGGAUGGGGACCCCAAAACGGCCGGGGAGGGAGCGGAGGGGUCCCCGGCACAGGGGGGCCCCCCAGGUGUGGAGGACGCUCCCUCCAGCACCCCGAACUCGUCCGGCGGGGAGGCGGCAGGUAAAGCCAAAGCAGCGUCUCCCGCCCCCGUCCCCCCGAGCCAGCCCGGCGUGACCCACCUGGCCGUGCAGGCCACCCCACAGGUGUUGGCUCAGGAAAGCUUAGCCACAGGUGUGACAGGAGUAAUGGUUCCGGCAGGGACAGUUACUCAACCUCUUCUUAUCCCCAUCAGUAUUGCAGGUCAGGUGACAGGCCAGCAGGCGCUGGCCCUGGUGACAAUUCCCACAGCAACGCUCGCCGCGCUCCCGGGACUGACGCCGGCGGCACCCGCGGGGGCGAUUUUCAAAGCGCCCGUAGCCAAUCUCACAGGUAACCGCAGGCCCCCGAUGUCCGUCCAGCCCCAGAUCACCGGACUGGCCUUUAACCCCGGCAUUCUCACGGCGGCUCUGGGGGCACAGCCACAGAUCCUGGGGUCCCUCAGUGCCCCCCCCGUGAUCGCCAACCCCCUCCCCAGCGUGCAGGGGAUCCCGGGGCAGCUCCUGACCAACACCCAGGGCCAGGUGAUCGGGACCCUGCCGUGGGUCGUGGCCCCCCCCGGGGUGGCCGCAGCAGCCCCGGCGCCGGCCCCCCCCAGCCUGCAGGUGACACCGGUGACACCGCAGCUGCUGCUCAACGCGCAGGGCCAGGUCAUCGCCACGCUGGCCACGGGGGCCACGCUGGCCACGGGGGCCACUCUGACCACGGGGGCCACUCUGGCCACGGGGGCCACGCUGGCCACCGCCCCCCCUGCACCGGCCCCCGGCAAGAAGAACGGGCCAGCCGAGUCACCCCCAGAUCCCCCCCAGGUCCAGCCCAUCCAGCCGGCCCCGGCCGGGGUGGGGAUGAGCCCCACGCCCGUGGGCAAGGUGUCACCGUCCCCAGUGCCCAUCACGUGCUCCGAGACCCCCACCGUGAGCCAGCUGGUGUCCA
Molecule: messenger RNA, 3301 nt
Organism: Parus major (Great Tit)
Lineage: Eukaryota; Metazoa; Chordata; Aves; Passeriformes; Paridae
Gene: POU6F1
Product: POU class 6 homeobox 1
Exons: 9
Source: RefSeq, a predicted model, not a curated record